Camponotus floridanus (Florida carpenter ant) is the source of this 432-nucleotide messenger RNA. RefSeq names its product putative mediator of RNA polymerase II transcription subunit 21. The record is from RefSeq and is a predicted model, not a curated record. The transcript has 5 exons. Lineage: Eukaryota; Metazoa; Arthropoda; Insecta; Hymenoptera; Formicidae. The coding region runs from base 1 to 432 and encodes 143 amino acids.
AUGUCUCAAGAUAUUAAUGAAGAGAUGGGCGCUUUGCAGCAGCAGCAGCAGCAGCAGCACCAGCAGCAGCAUCAGCAGCAGCCGCCGUCGCCGCCGCCACCGCCGCCGCCGCAGGAACAGAAGGAGCAACAGCAGGAGCAAAAUGAGGAAGCGGCAAGGCUCGUGCCCGCUGGUAUACCCAGCGCGGCAGGGGCAUGUCUGGCGGUCGAGGAGGCGACCGAGGUCAAGGAGGCUGGGCCCGAAGAGGCGCCGGGGUCCGAGGAGAUGGCUGGGCCCGAGGAAGCCGAGGAGGCGGCUGGGCCCGAGGAGGCCGAGGAGGCGGUUGGGCCCGAGGAGGCGGUUGGGCCCGAGGAGGCCGAGGAGGCGGUUGGGCUCGAGGAGGCCGAGGAGGCGGAACCGGCUCUAGGCGAAGAUCCACAUAAAAAAAUCUAA